Trichomonas vaginalis G3 is the source of this 819-nucleotide messenger RNA. RefSeq names its product ribonuclease inhibitor domain-containing protein. The coding region runs from base 1 to 819 and encodes 272 amino acids. NCBI's taxonomy places the organism in Eukaryota, Parabasalia, Trichomonadida, Trichomonadidae. The record is from RefSeq and is a predicted model, not a curated record. The transcript has a single exon.
AUGAAAGGUCCUCAGUGGCUUACACAACGUGAACUCUCUUUCAAAAGGACCGGCAUUAUCAAUAUAACAGGUGUUAAUGUCGAUUCUCUUGCACCAAUUGGCUCCCGUAGCCACUUAAAAGAACUUAAUAUGUCAAGAUCAAAAUUAGAAUCAAUAGAAACUCUCCGCAAACAACCAUCCAUUCAAAAAUUUAUUGCAGAUAACUCACAAAUCAAUACAUGGAAGAAUUUCAAAGCGAUUUCAAAUGCAACUUGCAUUUCACUUAAAAAUACUCCAUUAUCCCAGCCAAAAUACUUCCCAGUAGCUGCUAGAGUUUUAUUCGGCGACAAUCUCAAAGUUCUUAAUGGAAAAGCCAUUUCAAACGUUACAAUUGAGAGAGCAAAGACGUAUCCAGCCUUUGUAUCAGAUCUUCUUAAUGCAGGAUGGGAGUUUGUAUUUCCAUGCCCCGAUAUUGAUACGCUCAAAGCUGCUUGCGAGCAAUAUAAUAUUGAAUGUGAGGAAGAAGAGGUAAUAGAAGCUCAGAAUUCAGUAUCCGAACGAGAAAUUAGUAAUAUAUCAGAGGUUGGAGCUGAUGAACACUACAUGGACGUUUUAUGCUCACUUUUGGUCGAUCAUUCACAUAAUCUUGACGAAUACGAAGCAAAGUUCGACCUUCUCGUAGGAAGAUAUGCUCUUGCAGGUGGAAGCGAAUUAUUCCAGAUUCAGUUGAAGCAAUUACUGCAAAAAUACAGUUUCGAUUUUGAUGAAGAGUCUCCGCUUGAUCAACAGCUAGAAAAUGCUGUUAGAUCAUUGUGCUCUUUACCAGAAGAAUCAAAUUAA